UUCCUAUAUUUGCAUACCCCAUCCUAAAACCCCUUCUUUGUGUGUAAAGAAAGAAGAGAAGGAGAGAAAUGGCUGGUGCAUUUGCCUCCUUCCUCAACAAGGUGAAGCCUUAUUUGGCUAUGUUGUCCUUGCAGUUUGGGUAUGCAGGGAUGUAUAUUGUGACCAUGAUGUGCUUCAAAAGGGGAAUGAGUCACUGGAUACUUGUUGUCUAUCGACAUGUAUUUGCAACCAUUGCUGUUUUACCCUUUGCUAUCGUUCUUGAAAGGAAAAUAAGGCCAAAGAUGACACUCAGGGUCUUCAUUAAGAUAGUGGCUCUUGGUUUUCUAGAGCCAGUGAUUGAUCAGAACUUGUACUAUCUGGGACUGAAGAGCACAACUGCAACAUAUGCAUCUGCCUUUGUCAAUCUCCUCCCUGCAGUAACCUUUCUCCUGGCUGUCAUUUUCAGAAUUGAGAAAGUAAACCUAAAGAAGAAAUCAAGCAUGGCAAAGGUGAUAGGAACAAUAAUAACGGUGGCCGGAGCAAUGGUGAUGACUAUUUACAAAGGGCCAAUGUUCAACUUGGUCGCUCGUUCUCACGGUGUCGGCCACCAUGAAGUCGCGGCUGCCACCCCCGUGAACUGGGUUGCCGGGACCAUUGAGCUCAUUGCUUGCAUUGUUGGCUGGUCAGGUUUCUUCAUUGUUCAAUCGAUGACAUUAAAAGAGUACCCAGCAGAAUUAUCUCUAGCUGCAUGGGUAUGUGUGAUGGGCGUAGUGGAAGGUGGAAUUGUGGCUCUUAUAAUGGAACGUGAUUGGAAUGCUUGGGUUAUUGGCUUUGACUCUAGGCUCCUUGCUGCUGCUUACUCUGGUAUUGUUUGCUCAGGAAUUGCAUAUUAUGUGCAAAGUGUGGUUAAUAAAGUAAAAGGGCCAGUGUUUGUGACAGCCUUUAGCCCAUUGAGUAUGGUUAUCACUUCAAUUCUUGCUGCUAUUAUCUUGGCUGAGUCAGUCCACCUUGGAAGCUUAAUUGGAGCAAUUAUCAUAGUCAUUGGACUUUACUCUGUGGUGUGGGGUAAGAGUAAGGAGGGGAAAGGAAAUGAAAUUAUUGGCAAAGACCAAGAAUUACCAGUUGUGGACAUAAAAGAAAGGUCAACCAUUGUUGAUGAUAAUAUUGAUGAUGUUGCCAUUGUAAAAUCAAAGAUCCCAGCUGAGAAGAAGGCUUCUUCAAUCUUCCAAGAGCUCUAACAACCAAAAUAAAAGAAGCUGUAUCUUUAAAUUUGUAAUUUUAAUUUUUGACUUGUUGCAAUGUUAAAAUUUCCAAGUGUUGCUUUGAAACAAUGCACUAAUGUUGUCAACUGUUGUUGGCUAAUAUGAAAAAGAUGUGUCAUCUACUUUUUGUGUCAAAAGUCAAGGAGUGGUCUCUCCACUAGGGUAUGAAAAAUGAACAUGUUUUAUUUUACCUCCAAUGAGUAGUAACAUUCUUACGUUCAAUGUCAUAAAAGAAGUACAUUUCAAAUAA
Lycium ferocissimum is the source of this 1491-nucleotide messenger RNA. RefSeq names its product WAT1-related protein At4g08300-like. The record is from RefSeq and is a predicted model, not a curated record. The transcript is spliced from 7 exons. Gene Ontology annotation, cellular component: plasma membrane. Bases 69 to 1217 code for a protein of 382 amino acids. Gene Ontology annotation, molecular function: transmembrane transporter activity. NCBI's taxonomy places the organism in Eukaryota, Viridiplantae, Streptophyta, Magnoliopsida, Solanales, Solanaceae.